UCACGUCCUUUCACUUUACCUCCUUUUACACAAUCUCCUCCCUUUAUGCACGCUACGUGCUGACGCAUUAACCGACGCAGUGUAGUCCCAAUUGCGCUGCUGGAUAGCUCCACACUGCUUGAGAGGCAGUGUGGAACUGGUCAUAUUGAGUUAUAUCUGGCUAACAUUGUUAAGGAAUCUCCUAAAAACACUCAACAAAGAGUUUAGGAAACUAACGCUUGUCUUGGUUUUGGUCUUAUUGCAAGAAUACAAUCGACAAGCAGGUUACAUUUUUGCAGCAGGGUUCUAAAGUGCACUAUUUCUGCAACUGCAAAAAAGUAAGCGGCGUGGAUUUCACGUGGGGCUGCAGAAAUUUAGGCCGAUUGAUUCUGUCUAGUUAGGCGUCUGACUGAAUCGUUCUGUAUAAACUACAGAUUGCAUUUAAGUGUUUAGCUGAAGCAAUCGGUUUUUUUUUUUUUAGAAGAAUGGAAGUGAAAAUGGCUUCACUUAUUUUAGAAGACGGUUCAGUUUUCAGCGGCCGACUUUUUGGAGCCUUCACUUCAGUAUCUGGUGAAGUUGUUUUUCAGACUGGCAUGGUAGGCUAUCCAGAGGCUUUGACAGACCCUUCAUACAAAUCCCAAAUACUUACUCUCACAUACCCCCUGAUCGGAAACUAUGGCAUACCCAAAGAUGAAGAGGAGGAGUAUGGUCUCAGCAAGUGGUUUGAAUCUUCUAAAAUUCAUGUUGCGGCCCUCAUUGUUGGCGAAAACUCCCAGAAUCCCAGUCACUGGAGCUCUGCUCUCUCUCUGGACCAAUGGCUAAAAGAACAAGGCAUUCCUGGACUUGAAGGUGUGGACACCAGGUGCUUGACCAAGAAGAUCCGAGAGAAGGGAACCAUGCUAGGAAAGCUUGUGCUGGACGGGACCAGCAAGGAGAGCAUUGCAUUCGAUAACCCAGACAAGAGGAAUCUGGUCAAAGAGGUCUCUUUGAAGGAGCCAAAAGUGUUUAACCCCAGUGGCAGUGUGAAGAUAGUAGCCGUGGACUGUGGUAUUAAAUACAAUCAGAUCCGUUGCCUUUGUCAAAGAGGAGCCUCUGUUACUGUUGUACCCUGGGACUACUCUCUGGACAGUAAAGAGUAUGAUGGAUUGUUUAUCAGCAAUGGCCCUGGAGAUCCAGUGUUUUGCAAAGAGACUAUUGAAAAUAUCCGUAAGGUUAUGUACGAGGAAAAUCCUAAACCUGUCUUUGGAAUCUGCCUGGGACACCAGCUCCUGUCUCUGGCCAUUAGAGCUAAGACCUUCAAAAUGAAGUAUGGUAACCGUGGUCACAAUCAGCCAUGCAUCCAUGAGGAUACCCAGCGCUGCUUCAUCACCUCACAGAACCACGGCUUCGCAGUCGACCCCAAGACCCUCCCCCAGGACUGGUCGGUGCUCUUCACCAACGCCAACGACAAGACAAGCGAGGGAAUCGUUCACAACUCCAAACCCUUCUUUAGUGUCCAGUUCCAUCCAGAACACAUGGCAGGGCCAACAGACCUUGUCAGUCUUUUUGAUGUGUUUUUAGAGACUGUUCAAGAUGCAAAACUGGGAAAAACAGGCAAAACAGUUAAACAGAGGCUGACUGAACAUCUGACGUAUUCAGAUGCUCCCAAACCAGGCCACUUUGUGCGGCCACACAAGGUCCUUAUUCUUGGCUCUGGAGGCUUGUCCAUCGGACAGGCGGGAGAGUUUGAUUACUCUGGAUCCCAAGCAAUCAAAGCCUUAAAGGAGGAGAACGUUCAGACGGUUCUUAUAAACCCCAACAUUGCUACUGUACAGACAUCAAAAGGGCUAGCGGACAAGGUCUACUUCCUUCCGAUUACUCCUGAGUAUGUCACUCAGGUGAUUAAAAACGAGCGUCCCGAUGGGGUCUUGCUGGCAUUUGGAGGGCAGACAGCCCUGAACUGUGGAGUGCAGCUGACGAAGCAGGGGAUCCUAGAGAAGUACAAAGUGCAGGUCCUGGGCACCCCUGUGGCCUCCAUUGAGAUGACGGAGGACAGGAAGGUCUUUGUAGAGAAGAUGGAGGAGAUAAAUGAACACGUAGCUCCUAGUGAGGCUGCAUUCUCCCUUGAACAGGCUCUGGCUGCAGCGGAGAGGCUUGGUUACCCUGUUCUGGUGCGCGCUGCCUUUGCUCUAGGGGGACUGGGAUCUGGAUUUGCUGAUAAUAAGGAGGAGCUGAAUUCUCUGGUGACGCAGGCUUUCGCUCACACCUCGCAGGUCCUCGUCGACAAGUCCCUCAAGGGCUGGAAAGAAAUUGAGUAUGAAGUGGUCAGGGAUGCUUAUGACAACUGCAUUACGGUGUGUAACAUGGAGAAUAUUGAUCCCCUUGGUAUCCAUACUGGGGAGUCUAUUGUGGUGGCUCCCAGUCAAACCUUGAAUGACCACGAGUACAAUAUGCUGAGAAGCACGGCCAUCAAAGUCAUCCGUCACCUGGGGAUUGUGGGAGAAUGUAACAUCCAGUAUGCUCUGAAUCCAGAAUCAGAACAGUAUUUUAUAAUCGAAGUAAAUGCCCGUCUGUCCAGAAGUUCAGCUCUGGCGAGUAAAGCAACUGGCUAUCCUCUAGCAUAUGUGGCCGCCAAGCUGGGGUUAGGCAUCCCACUGCCUGCACUUAAAAACUCUGUUACGAACUCCACGACAGCAAAUUAUGAGCCCAGUCUGGAUUACUGUGUGGUGAAAGUUCCUCGCUGGGAUCUUAGUAAGUUCCUCCGUGUCAGCACCAAGAUUGGAAGCUCCAUGAAGAGUGUGGGGGAGGUGAUGGCUAUAGGUCGCAGUUUUGAAGAAGCAUUCCAGAAAGCUUUGAGAAUGGUCGAUGAAAAUUGUGUUGGAUUUGAUCACACCAUAAAACCACACUCUGAUGAGGAACUACAGACCCCUACAGAUAAACGAAUUUUCGUGUUGGCUGCUGCCCUUAGAGCUGGUUACUCGGUGGACCGCCUGUAUGAGCUGACCAAGAUCAACCGCUGGUUUCUGCACAAGAUGAAGAACAUCACCGACCACACUAACAUCUUGGAGACAUUCAGGGAAGAAGAGAACAAGAUGCUUCCAGAAGUCCUGCGGAAGGCCAAACAGCUUGGCUUCUCAGACAAGCAGAUAGCAAUGGCAAUACAGAGCACUGAACUGGCUGUAAGAAAGCUGCGUCACGACUGGAAUAUCCUCCCUGUGGUGAAGCAGAUCGAUACGGUGGCCGCAGAGUGGCCAGCCCAGACCAACUACCUGUAUCUGACUUACAACGGCAUGGAGCACGACCUGGGCUUCGCCGAACCUCAUGUGAUGGUGAUCGGCUCGGGGGUCUACCGCAUCGGCAGCAGCGUGGAGUUUGACUGGUGUGCCGUGGGAUGCAUUACAGAGCUGCGCAAGAUGGGCUACAAAACUAUCAUGGUGAACUACAACCCGGAGACUGUCAGUACAGACUACGAUAUGUGUGACAGACUGUAUUUUGAUGAGAUAUCUUUCGAGACUGUAAUGGAUAUUUAUGAAUUGGAGAACCCUGAUGGAGUGAUACUGUCUAUGGGAGGGCAGCUUCCCAACAACAUUGCCAUGGCACUACAUAGACAACAGUGCAGGAUCCUCGGCACCUCACCGGAGUUUAUCGACUCGGCAGAGAACAGGUUUAAAUUCUCCAGAAUGUUGGAUACCAUCGGAAUAAGCCAGCCCCAAUGGAAGGAGCUCUCAGAAUUGCAGUCUGCCAAGCAGUUCUGUGGAAAGGUUGAAUACCCCUGCCUAGUCCGUCCCUCCUAUGUCCUGAGUGGGGCUGCCAUGAACGUGGCCUAUUCUGACAGUGACCUGGAGAAGUAUCUGAACAGCGCAGUGGCUGUAUCCAAAGAGCAUCCUGUCGUUAUCUCCAAAUUCAUUCAGGAGGCAAAGGAAAUUGAUGUGGAUGCCAUAGCCUGUGACGGGCAUGUGAUCGCCAUUGCAAUCUCUGAGCAUGUUGAGAAUGCGGGUGUCCACUCUGGAGAUGCCACUCUGGUCACCCCUCCCCAGGACAUCAAUCAGAAAACAAUGGAGCGGAUCAAGGCCAUUGUGCACGCCAUUGGUCAGGAGCUCCAGGUGACCGGACCAUUCAACCUGCAGCUUAUUGCCAAGGACGACCAGCUGAAGGUGAUUGAGUGCAACGUCAGGGUCUCGCGCUCCUUCCCUUUUGUCUCCAAGACACUGGGGGUGGACUUGGUUGCUCUGGCCACUCAGGUCAUCAUGGGAGAGGAGGUAGAGCCUGUGGGGCUGAUGAAAGGAACUGGCAUCGUUGGAGUGAAGGUCCCACAGUUUUCUUUCUCCCGUCUGGCUGGAGCGGACGUUGUCCUGGGUGUGGAGAUGACCAGCACUGGGGAGGUCGCCUGCUUCGGGGAGAAUAGAUAUGAGGCUUACCUCAAAGCCAUGCUGAGCACUGGGUUCAAGAUCCCCAAAAAGAAUAUUCUUUUGUCUAUUGGCAGCUACAAGAACAAAAGUGAGCUGCUGCCUACAGUGCAAGCACUUGAGAGUCUGGGGUACAAUCUUUAUGCCAGUUUGGGUACAGCAGACUACUACACUGAACACGGAGUCAAGGUCAUGGCAGUAGACUGGCCCUUUGAGGAGGAGGAGAAUGAUAGCCCCUUGAAGGAAAAGCAGAGGAGCAUCAUGGACUACCUAGAGGAGAACCACUUUGACUUGGUGAUCAACCUGUCCAUGAGGAACUCCGGGGGGCGCCGACUGUCUUCCUUCGUCACCAAGGGUUACCGGACCAGACGGCUGGCUGUCGACUACUCCGUACCACUGAUCAUCGACAUCAAGUGCACCAAGCUCUUUGUGCAGGCACUGCGGCAGGUUGGAGAUUCUCCUCCAGUGAAAACCCAUGUGGAUUCUAUGACAUCACAAAAACUAAUUCGCCUACCAGGGCUUAUUGAUGUCCAUGUCCACCUGCGUGAACCAGGAGCCACCUACAAGGAGGACUUUGCCUCUGGCACAGCAGCUGCCUUGGCAGGAGGGGUCACCAUGGUGUGUGCCAUGCCCAACACUAACCCUGCCAUCGUAGAUCAGAGCACGCUUACUCUGGUACAGAAGGUAAAUGCAGGUUCUCGUUGUGAUUAUGCCCUGUUUGUUGGUGCCUCCUCUGACAACGCUGCCAUCUUGCCUUCAAUCGCAAACGGCACUGCUGGUCUGAAGAUGUACCUGAACGACACUUACUCUACGCUCAAGAUGGACAAUGUCUCCUUUUGGAUGGAGCAUUUUGAGAAGUGGCCAAAGCACUUGCCAAUUGUUGUCCAUGCAGAGAAGCAGACUGUUGCAGCUAUCUUAAUGGUUGCACAACUGUACCAGAGACCAGUUCACAUCUGCCAUGUUGCAAAGAAGGAGGAGAUCCAAAUAAUCAGAGCUGCUAAACAGAAAGGCAUCCAAGUGACAUGUGAGGUGGCCCCCCACCACCUCUUCCUGUGUGAGGAUAAUGUACAUACACUUGGGCUGGGCAAAAUGCAGGUACGCCCCAUGCUGGGCACGAGGGAGGACAUGGAUGCACUCUGGGAGAACCUGGAUAUCAUUGACUGCUUUGCCACUGACCACGCUCCUCAUUCUGUGGAAGAGAAGAAUGGAGAGAAUCCUCCCCCCGGGUACCCAGGCCUGGAGACCAUGCUGCCUCUGCUCCUCACAGCCGUCAGCGAGGGCCGCCUCUCUGUCGAUGACAUCAUCAAGCGCCUGUACGAGAAUCCACGCACAAUCUUCUCUCUGCCAAUACAGGAGAACACUUAUGUGGAGGUGGACCUAGAGCAGGAGUGGACCAUUCCUAGUCAAAUGCAGUUCACCAAAUCCAAGUGGACCCCCUUCGAAGGAAUGAAAGUGAAGGGCAUAGUCAGACGGGUGGUCCUGAGGGGAGAGGUGGCCUACAUCGAUGGUCAGGUUCUGGUGCCUCCAGGGUAUGGCCAGGAUGUGAGAAAGUGGCCUUUAGGAAUGCCUGCACUACCAUCAUCUCAGCCAGUCAAGGAGAUUGUGACACCAGAGCGCCAUCGUCCAUCAAUGCAGACUGAAACUAUUCGAGCCCGACCCCCCAGCCCCCGGAGAGCAGCUGCUGGGGAAAGCCGCUUCAUGAUUCCUCCCAGGAUCCACCGUUCCUCUGACCCAGGACUGCCUCCAGCUGAAGAUGCAAAUGAGAAAGCCUUGAGGAAAUCUGUUGAACCAGCAAUUGCAGAAUGUUCACCUUGGCUGGACAACUACGUGCACCCCCCUCCUCUGGAUCGCAUUCUGUCCCCGCAGAACCUUGCGUCUCAAAGCAUUCUCCACCCACAGACUUCCCCUUUGCUGUACCAUUUCAUAGGACAGCACAUCCUGUCUGUCCAGCAGUUUAGUAAGGAGCAGAUGUCACACUUGUUCAAUGUUGCCCAUAACCUUCGCUUGAUGGUUCAGAAAGAAAGAAGUGUGGAUAUUUUAAAAGGUAAAGUGAUGGCUUCAAUGUUCUAUGAGGUCAGCACGCGGACCAGCAGCUCCUUCUCUGCUGCUAUGCAGCGUCUGGGGGGCUCUGUUGUCCAUUUCUCAGAGUUAACGUCCUCCACACAAAAAGGGGAAUCUCUGGCUGACUCUGUGCAAACCAUGAGCUGCUACGCGGACGUGCUGGUGUUGCGCCACCCCCAGCCAGGGGCUGUCGAGAGUGCUGCCAAGCUUUGUCGGAAGCCUGUGAUCAACGCUGGAGAUGGUGUGGGGGAACAUCCGACUCAAGCCUUGCUUGAUGUCUUCACAAUCAGGGAGGAGCUGGGCACUGUCAACGGCAUGACGAUCACGAUGGUUGGAGACCUGAAGCAUGGACGGACCGUCCAUUCCCUGGCCAAGCUUCUGACCCAGUACAGGAUCACUCUGCGCUAUGUUGCCCCAAAGAACCUGCACAUGCCUACAGAGAUCAUCAAGUUUGUGGCCGCGAAAGGAAUCAAGCAGGAAGAGUUUGAUAGCAUCGAGGAGGCUCUUCCUGACACUGAUGUGCUGUACAUGACAAGGAUUCAGAAGGAGAGAUUUGCUUCAGAGGCAGAAUACAAGGCAUGCUUUGGGCAGUUUAUCCUGACUCCACACAUCAUGACUCGAGCCAAGGGGAAGAUGGUGGUCAUGCAUCCUUUACCCAGAGUGAAUGAGAUCAGUGUUGAAGUGGACACCGACCCUAGAGCUGCUUACUUUAGACAAGCUGAAAACGGAAUGUACAUCAGGAUGGCUUUGUUGGCAACAGUCCUUGGAAGAUAAUACAGAAAUAAUCAUAAUGAAGCUACAGUUGCCUGCUGGACCAAUUUAUGAAUCUUUUUUUUCUGGUGAGAAAAACCUUGUAUUGAAUGUUACAAUUCAGGGUUUUGUGCGUAAGAUUACAUGGAAUAUUCUGACAAUAUUGCUUUUUAAAUACAGCCCUGUAAUUUUCACUUUUUUCUUUCUUUCUGAUCCUAAAUGAUGGGUUGUCUAUAUAUGUUACAAAUAGAACAGGUUUGGGACAUUAGUUGGUCCAAACAAAUCCUCCAUUUCAUUACUGAAGAUGUGGAGCUUGGGUUUACUGUAUGUUUCACACUACAUCUCAUUCCUAGCUAAUGGUUAGAAUUAGUCAGAUUUGCUUAAGACCUGGUCAGAUCAUAUCAAGUUGCACAGUUAUGAAAACCUAAAUGAUAUGCAGAAAUAUUUACUUCUGUUAUGAAUAAGCAAAACACCAAAACAAAUCAGUAUUACAUUAUUGUAGCAGAUAGGGUUAACACCACCACAACUGCCAUAAAUAAAUCAUGAAAAUGAUGACUGCCCUGCUGUUUAUCUUACAUGGAAUAAGUAUAUUGCUUGUUUUUAACUAGUAAUACCCUCUCCCUGAAUAGGGGAUGCAUAAAUCUGGAUUGGAUGGGGAAUUUUGAAAAGUUCCCCAAUGGACACAGUGUAGCUUCUCAAAACUGAAUGACUUUGCCCUGUUUUACAUAGUGGUUAAUUUUCUAAACAACUACAAGGAUGUAUGUAAUGGCUGUAUUAAUAAACACAACUUUCUUUGUAUGUGUUUUUUGUGAACCAGAACUGUUUAGACCCACUGAAAACAUUUCUUAAACACUGAUGUAUGCUUUUAUUCAUAUUAUUAAAGACUGAACUUCAUUUGAA
Messenger RNA from Polyodon spathula (Mississippi paddlefish), 8075 nucleotides. It is a transcript of the gene cad, whose product is annotated as carbamoyl-phosphate synthetase 2, aspartate transcarbamylase, and dihydroorotase. The transcript has 44 exons. Gene Ontology annotation, biological process: L-arginine biosynthetic process; 'de novo' pyrimidine nucleobase biosynthetic process; L-glutamine metabolic process. The coding region runs from base 465 to 7199 and encodes 2244 amino acids. NCBI's taxonomy places the organism in Eukaryota, Metazoa, Chordata, Actinopteri, Acipenseriformes, Polyodontidae. Gene Ontology annotation, molecular function: metal ion binding; aspartate carbamoyltransferase activity; carbamoyl-phosphate synthase (glutamine-hydrolyzing) activity. The record is from RefSeq and is a predicted model, not a curated record. Gene Ontology annotation, cellular component: cytoplasm; carbamoyl-phosphate synthase complex.